AUUAUUUGAGUUUUGUUGGCAUAUCCACGAAAAAAUGGUCCUCAAUUGAAAUUAUUGGGGAAAAUUGGAUUAGUGUAGCUGGUCCCAGGUGGUUUGGAACUAAUCAUACUUGAGUUCAAUAGGUGAUGGCUGAGAUAAUACACAUUAUGAUGUGGAUUGUUCUUUGCAUGCUGGUAUUCAACAUUCAGGAGGAUAAGGAUUGUUGCUUAACGUGUUAUACUUUUGUGAUUGGUGUCUUUCAGCCUUGGAUCCAGCAGAGACGAAUAGAUUAUGUAAAGCACAAGCAUGUGAUAUCGGGAAUCCUACAAAACUUGAAACAGCGUGCUCUAGGAAGUCUACUGAGUGAUGAGGGGGAACCUGAUGUAGCUGUCAUAAAAAAGUUGUUCCAUGCAAUUGAUGAGAAUCAUGAUGAUCACCUUUCAUUUAGUGAACUAAAAGCACUUGUUUUGGGAAUCCGGUUUGAGGAGAUAAACUUGGAUAGAGAUGAUGCUGUAGAAAAAAUUAUGAAAGAUUUUGAUAGCUCCAAUGACUACCGUAUUAGUAAGGAUGAGUUCAUAGUUGGUAUUUCAAAGUGGCUUAAUGAGGCAAAGCGAGUUGGGGGCUCUUCAACUGAUCCUGGGCCUCGAACAUCCAAGUUUAUAGAAGGUUUUCAGGAGCAAACUAAGAGAGAACAUUACCUGUUGGGUGCUGAUGGGGAACGAAGUGAUAAGGUUGCUGGGGAUGUUGAAAAUCCUAGGUGGACCUCCUUCAAAGCAGUACUAAUGCUGUUGCUGGGAACUCUUAUUGCUGCUGCAUUUGCUGAUCCACUCGUAGAUGCCGUUGAUAAUUUUUCAGAUGCAACAAGCAUUCCGACAUUCUUCAUCUCGUUUAUUGCAUUGCCAUUGGCUACAAACGCUAGGGAAAUUGUAUCGGUAAUUAUUUCGGCCAGUCGUAAAAAGCGGAAAACGGCUUCCUUGACAUUUUCUGAGCUUUACGGAGCAAUAACCAUGGACAACCUCCUUUGCCUGUCAGUUUUCUUAGCACUAGUCUAUAUCAGGGGAUUGACAUGGGACUUCUCGUCUGAGGUGUUGGUUAUUCUAAUUGUUUGUCUUCUGAUGGGUGCCUUUGCCAGUCUCCGCACCACAUUCCCUCUCUGGACAAGUUCAGUGGCUUUUAUCCUCUACCCUUUCUCCCUGGCACUGGUUUAUGUUCUCAAUUAUGUCUUUGGUUGGUCAUAAACGAAUGUUUUUAAACUCAAGCUGGAGGGCAAUCCUUAGACCUUUGGUUCUAAUUGAACCGGUUAGAUCUGUUAAACUAUAU
Rubroshorea leprosula is the source of this 1299-nucleotide messenger RNA. The record is from the annotation of a GenBank genome assembly. Lineage: Eukaryota; Viridiplantae; Streptophyta; Magnoliopsida; Malvales; Dipterocarpaceae.